UAUCUCGCACGCGCACAACACACACCCUGAGGAUCCUCCGCCUCGAGCCGCCGUAAGCUCCGUCGCCAUGGCCGUACAUCUCCGUCAAGCGUUCUGUACGGCUCAGCUUCCUCUUCCUGCAUCUUCUUCGUCUUCGUUGUCUUCCCCUUCUUCUUCUUCGUCGUUUCGUUCUGUCUUCUUCAAGCUCCGAGCUCCACGCGCCGCCUCCGCUCUGCGAGCCACGCGCCGUUCUGUAAGUGCAGCUGCGUAUUCAGCCAUCGAUUCGUCUCCGUCGUCGGCUUCGUCGGUAGACGGUCGGGAUGAAGUGGGUAAGAGGCCUUUGCUCGAAGUUAGGGAUUUGAGAGCUGUGAUUGUAGAAUCGAGGCAGGAGAUUCUCAAGGGCGUGGAUUUGGUGGUUUACGAGGGAGAGAUUCAUGCAGUGAUGGGGAAGAAUGGCUCGGGGAAGAGCACAUUUUCGAAGGUUCUUGUUGGCCAUCCAGAUUACGAAGUAACGGGAGGCAGUAUUGUGUUUAAAGGCCAGAAUCUGCUAGACAUGGAACCAGAGGAAAGAUCUCUUGCUGGCCUCUUUAUGAGUUUCCAAUCCCCGAUUGAGAUCCCAGGAGUUAGCAAUAUGAAUUUCUUGAAUAUGGCAUAUAAUGCUCGGAGAAGAAAGCUUGGUGAGCCAGAGCUUGGAUCAAUUGAGUUCUUUGCCGUUGUAUAUCCAAAGCUCGAAAUGAUGAAUAUGGAUCGUAAAUACCUCGACAGAAAUGUUAAUGAAGGAUUUAGUGGUGGUGAAAGGAAACGCAACGAGAUCCUACAGUUAGCAGUCCUUGGAGCUGAGUUGGCUAUACUGGAUGAGAUCGACUCUGGGUUGGAUGUCGAUGCUCUUCAAGACGUGGCAAAAGCAGUGAACGGGCUUUUGACCCCCGAGAAUUCCGUUCUGAUGAUAACCCACUAUCAGCGUCUACUGGAAUACAUCAGACCGACUUUCAUUCACAUCAUGGAAAAUGGAAGAAUCAUAAAAACAGGGGACAUCUCGUUGGCCAAAGUACUGGAGAAGGAAGGCUACAAAGCUAUAUCUGCUCCUUAAUUGAAGAAGAACACCACCGGUAUUCUUUCUUCUUCCAUCUUCCAGGCCAAAGACAUGAACCCUUCAGAUUGUAACUGAAAUCAGAUUUCUUCAAAGAUAUUGCUGCUGCUCUUUGUGAAACUUGUGCCAUUUUUCCAUUUUUGAUUUUUGUAUUUAUCAAUAUUUUUAAAUCGGACCUCUCCUCUCCUCUUUACAUUAUCAAUAAAAGAAGUCUGUUUCCUUGUGUA
This is a messenger RNA of Tarenaya hassleriana, 1296 nucleotides long. Its product is annotated as ABC transporter I family member 6, chloroplastic. The transcript has 6 exons. Gene Ontology annotation, molecular function: ATP hydrolysis activity; ATP binding. The record is from RefSeq and is a predicted model, not a curated record. NCBI's taxonomy places the organism in Eukaryota, Viridiplantae, Streptophyta, Magnoliopsida, Brassicales, Cleomaceae. Bases 68 to 1069 code for a protein of 333 amino acids.